AUGUUUGGUGGUAUCUCCAUCUUGGUCAUUAUCGACUACAGGUCAAGAUACCUUAUUGCUCGACCCGUGAGGUCUACGAACUUUGAAUGUUCUCGGAAAAUUCUUGAGGAAGUGUUCGAGAAAGAGGGAUACCCAAAAAGCAUUAAAUCCGACAACGGACCACCGUUCAACGGCACGGAGUAUAAGGAAUAUUGUGCAGAACGAGGAAUAGCAACAAUAUUCUCUACACCGCUAUUUCCACAACAAAAUGGAAUGGUGGAAAGUGCUAUGAAAGUAGUGAACAAAGCAAUGAUUGCAGCCUCAUCCAAUAAAACAAAUUAUAUUGACGAGCUAUGUGAAGCAGUACAUGCGUAUAAUGCAGGAGCUCACAGCAUAACUAAGCUUCCACCCGAGGAAAUUAUGCUGGGGAGGAAAAUUAAACGAGGAUUACCUUUGCUUGACCACCGACGAGCAAUAAUUGACGAUGAACUCCUUAAUAACCGAGAUCGCAAGGCGAAGCUGGACGGAAAGCUGAGGGAAGACUCUCGCCGAGGAGCUCGAAAGUGUCGUGUGAAGCCAGGAGACACCGUAAUUAUCCAGCGGCAGGUUCGAAGCAAAGGGCAAUCCAGAUUUUCAUCCAAAAGAUAUGAAGUCACGGAUGAAAAUAACGGAAGCUUAGUUCUGAAAGAUUCAGAUGGUCAAACCAUAAAACGGCACGUCUCACAAACGAGAAAAAUAUUGCACGGCUUGGAACCCGACACACCUAGAGCAAUCGAGGGUGAAAUACCGAAGAUAGUAGAGGAAUCCUGUUUGAAUCGCCGGGGAGAACGUACAAGAAACGCGCCGGAAUAUUUAAAGCAAUGCGUCCGGUCUAUUGAUAAAAACACUACGUCCUAA
Topomyia yanbarensis is the source of this 876-nucleotide messenger RNA. RefSeq lists its product as uncharacterized. Gene Ontology annotation, molecular function: nucleic acid binding. Lineage: Eukaryota; Metazoa; Arthropoda; Insecta; Diptera; Culicidae. The transcript has a single exon. Gene Ontology annotation, biological process: DNA integration. The record is from RefSeq and is a predicted model, not a curated record. The coding region runs from base 1 to 876 and encodes 291 amino acids.